AUAUUUCGAGGACGUUAAUUACUAUAUAAACAUUUGCUUGUCAUCAAUAAGGAUACACCUGUUAUAGAUAUAGAGAAGUGACGAUGAAAUUAUUUGUGUGCAUUUUCUCUUUAAUUGCACUAAGUAGUGCAUCCUCUGCUAUUAACGGAACUGUAGGGGGCUGCACUAUCACGAAUUACAAUCAAGUUGAGAGUGUUAUCAACAGUUGCACAACAAUUUCGGUAGGAAGCUUCGCGGUACCUGCCGGUGUCACCCUUAAUUUACAUUUAAAGACUGGUACGCAUCUAACUUUCAAUGGAAACCUAGCAUUCGCUUAUAAAGAAUGGGAUGGACCACUUAUGCGUAUCACAGGGGAUCAACUAACAGUGCUAGGAGAAUCAUCUCAUUUGAUUGAUGGACGCGGAGAACUUUGGUGGGACGGACACGGUGGUCAUAGUUCCAAAAAGAAGCCCAGAGUAUUGGAAAUCUCAGCAACUAACUCCUAUUUUAAAGCACUUAAAAUCAAAAAUUGUCCGAUGACUUGUGUUGGUAUUUCCGGUUCUACCAGUGUUACUAUUGACUAUUGGAAUAUCAAUAACAAGGAUGGAGAUACCAAAGGAGCCUAUAAUACUGAUGGAUUUGAUCUGGCCCACUCAAACUAUAUAACUAUCAAGAAUACAGUCGUAUGGAACCAAGACGAUUGUAUUUGCGUUAACCAAGGUCAACAUCUGAUGUUCCAGAAUCUGCAUUGUACGGGAAGCCAUGGUUUAAGUAUAGCCGUUGGAAUUUACCAAGCUUACGCUGAUAACACUGUUCACAAUGUCACAUUCAAAGAUUCCGUAGUUGAAAAUGCAAAUCUUGGUAUGCACAUCAAGACUAUUGCUGGUAGCCAGAAAGGAGAAAUUUCCAGCGUAACUUAUAGCAAUAUCAAACUUUCAGGUAUUACCUGGUGGGGUAUUAAUAUUCAACAGGAUUACACUAACGAUGGUUCUACAGGACAACCGAUGGGAAACAUCGUAAUCAAAGAUUUGACGCUUUCAAACAUUUAUGGAACUUUAUCAGGAACCGCUAGUACCGCAAUUUAUGUUUUAUGUGGAUCCGGUGGAUGCUCUAACUGGCAUUGGUCAGGUAUCAAUCUACAGGGCGCAGCACAUCCAAAUUCUUGUAACUAUGCUCCAAGUGGAUUCACGUGUUAGAACAAUCAAAAGAUAAUAAAUGAUAUUUACUCAUA
Diorhabda carinulata is the source of this 1210-nucleotide messenger RNA. Its product is annotated as polygalacturonase-like. NCBI's taxonomy places the organism in Eukaryota, Metazoa, Arthropoda, Insecta, Coleoptera, Chrysomelidae. Gene Ontology annotation, cellular component: extracellular region. The record is from RefSeq and is a predicted model, not a curated record. Gene Ontology annotation, molecular function: polygalacturonase activity. Bases 84 to 1175 code for a protein of 363 amino acids. The transcript is spliced from 5 exons. Gene Ontology annotation, biological process: pectin catabolic process.